AUGAUAUAUCACAGGUCGUGGACAGCUUCACUCAACAGUUCAAGACCUCGGAGUUGCAGAGUCGCAGGUGCCGUUCGAGACGUCCUGGUCGAAAUAGAGCAGGCGAACUACAAAAGUACUCACUACGACGGGUAUGAUGCCGCCGUUCAGCUCAAAGGCUUGGCUGCGCCGCCCGAGGUAGAGGAGUACUGGGACGACGAAGAGGAGAAGGUGCCCUACGAGCAGGGCUACAUUCCGGUCCAUUCCUACCGAUCGCAUACUGAUAACACCACGGGCGGCCCCACGACUCUACUCGCGCCGUGUGUCACAGCUGGCGUCGAAGAGGAGUUGAAGAUGGCGAAGGCGUACGUCACAGCCCAUCAGAUAGAGGAGGAAAGUAAGGAAGAAGAAUGGGAUGUCAGGAUGGUUGCCGAGUACGGCAACGAGAUUUUCGCAUACAUGCGAGACCUCGAGGCACGGAUGCUUCCGAACGCCCACUACAUGGACAACCAAACCGAGAUCCAGUGGCCUAUGCGCUCUGUCCUCAUGGACUGGCUGGUUCAGGUUCACCAUAUGUUCUGCCUCCUUCCCGAGACGCUUUUUCUCGCCGUCAACUACAUCGAUCGCUUCCUCUCAGUCAAGGCCGUUCCUCUCGGAAAGCUCCAGCUGGUCGGCGCCACCGCUCUUUUUGUGGCGGCUAACGUACAUGAGAUUCCCCAGGCUGCGCGUUUCAUGCUUAGCAUGUUGCACUUCGAGCUAGGGUGGCCCAGUCCCAGCUUCCUCUACUGUAUUCGCAAGCUAUCCUGGAUGAGCGUUUUGUGA
Chaetomium globosum CBS 148.51 is the source of this 801-nucleotide messenger RNA. RefSeq lists its product as uncharacterized. The transcript is spliced from 3 exons. Bases 1 to 801 code for a protein of 266 amino acids. Gene Ontology annotation, biological process: mitotic cell cycle phase transition; regulation of cyclin-dependent protein serine/threonine kinase activity. Gene Ontology annotation, molecular function: cyclin-dependent protein serine/threonine kinase regulator activity. Gene Ontology annotation, cellular component: cytoplasm; cyclin-dependent protein kinase holoenzyme complex; nucleus. The record is from RefSeq and is a predicted model, not a curated record. NCBI's taxonomy places the organism in Eukaryota, Fungi, Ascomycota, Sordariomycetes, Sordariales, Chaetomiaceae.